GCGUUCAGGAGAAGAUGGGUGUGAUGAACCGCGGCGUGGUGUACGCCUUGUGGGACUACGAGCCUCAGAACGACGACGAACUCGGCUUCAGUGAGGGUGACUGCAUGACGGUGCUGAGACGAGAGGAUGAAGUGGAGUCGGAGUGGUGGUGGGCGAGAUGUGGUGACAGCGAGGGCUACAUCCCCCGCAACCUGCUGGGGCUGUAUCUGAGGAUCAAGCCGCGGCAGAGGAGCCUGGCUUAACCGACGGCUGACAAAUCCUUCAAAAGACCAAAAGCAUUAUGAGGAGGAGGAGCAGCGGGCGAAUAAACCUCUGGACUCUAAAUAUCACAAAAUGGGAGACAGAUGUUUUCUGAACUGCCAUUGGACCUGUUUGGUUUUUCAACCUCAGCACAAAGAAUGUCUCGAUGAACUGCCGGAGAAACAGGAGUUCAUCUGAAUCCUGUGGUACAGUUUAUCACUUUACCCAAAUGUAUCAGCAGAUAUUUGACUUUUUCCUUUUUUUUCCAACAGAGCCGCCCUGAGGCACCUGGGAGACUCAAAAACUAAAUGUUCAACUUAUUUUGGGUUCAUCUUGUAAUUCUUUUUCAAGAUUUUGUUUUAUUUUAGUGAGUAUUGACAGCUGACAUAAAGACAGGAAAUGUGGGGAGAGAAAGAGGCGGAAUCAAACUGUGGACGUGAGGUAUUUAAAGGUUCAAUAUGUAACUUUAAUUAAAGUUUGGUUAACAGCGCCACCAGUGGCCGUUCAGUGAACUGCAGUCAGCGUCCUGUUGCAUCAUCCUGGCGUGGCCAACAGCGACAAAACACUGAACGCUGUAAAUAACUGACAAUCAUAUUUAGAAUAACGUUACUAUCUGCAAUGUCCUAUAUUUAUUUGGACCGUUAGCUCAUGCUACUAACUAAGUCGCUGUUUACAAAUCAGCCAUCAGCCAACACCACGAAGCAACCAACGCUAGACCCACAGCCAGCUAGCUGAAAAUCCGACCCCAUCCUACUUCAAAACACAUAAAUCUGUCCACUAGUUUCACCAAAUACUGACAUUAUAACAAAACACAUUUAGGGGGUUACCAAAACCAAAUACCAAAUUUGGAUCUUACAGUUCUAACAGUCAUUUUUUUAUGUACAGUACUUUAGUGACGUACGAAGCCCCGACAAGUCUCCUUUCUCCAGGCGCUCUGUAGUACAGAUGAUUUCCACAGGUAGUUUUUUUGGCGUUAUUUAUCUUUUAACAAACUGUAAUCAGUUUUUGUUGGACACGUUUGCAGAUUUGAUCUCAUCCAGCUAAAGGCCUCAGACUGACUUGGCCCAGUGUGGACAGGCUGCCAUUUGUUAACGUUCGUUUGAUAUUUGUGUCAUUAAUGUUGUCUGGACGCAUACAGGAGCUCAAAGAAAAGCACUUGUUAUCAAAGACUACGUUUUUUUUAAUUAUUAUUAUUAAAUUUUAUUUACAAGA
This is a messenger RNA of Morone saxatilis (striped sea-bass), 1452 nucleotides long. RefSeq names its product apoptosis-stimulating of p53 protein 2-like. The record is from RefSeq and is a predicted model, not a curated record. Gene Ontology annotation, biological process: regulation of apoptotic process. NCBI's taxonomy places the organism in Eukaryota, Metazoa, Chordata, Actinopteri, Moronidae. Gene Ontology annotation, molecular function: p53 binding. Gene Ontology annotation, cellular component: nucleus.